UUGUACAUGCUGACCCACACCCCACAAGGGCAUUGCAUACGACUUAGAGGACAGAAGCUAUUAGGUUAUGGGAAAAAAAACAUUCUGCUGCUAUCCAUUGAAUACUAUGCUUCGAAUCCUAUAAGUAUAGCUACGGAUCCCUUUUUUUCCUCUUUGUUGCUGUUUUAUUUUCUCGGCGCUCCUUUCCGUGCUUAUCCCCCCGUCUAAGCUAUUUACUUACACUUCGGUGUAUAUCGACCCGUUAAUUCGACCCUGACAUCCUCAACACUAUCGAUUUCGACUUUUUGCCACUUCAAUCAAAAAGCAUGACCGUCUCGAGCAGCAGCGCGGCCAAUGGUCACACGACCACAAGACGGCCACUACCAUGUGGUAUCUAUGCUCCCACCAUGACCUUCUUCGAACCCGAGACCGAAGAGCUCGACAUCCCCACCAUCAAAAACCAUGCCGAGCGUCUAGCUAAGGCCGGACUGGCUGGUCUAGUUACUAUGGGCUCCAAUGGAGAAGCCAUUCACUGUACCCGCGAAGAGAAGGUGGCGGUGACCCGCGCUACCAGAGAAGCUCUAGAUGCCGCGGGUUUCACCGAAACACCUAUUAUCGUUGGAGCUACGGAAGGGAGUGUCAAGGGAACCAUUGAACUUAGCAAGCAAUCCGCAGCGGUGGGCGGAGAUUAUGUGCUACUACUACCCCCAAGUUACUUCCGUGCCCAAAUAGACGAAGAAGCUAUAGUCGGUUAUUUUACCGCAGUCGCAGACGAGAGUCCCUUACCAAUCGUCCUAUACAACUACCCUGGCGCUGUUGCCGGUAUUGAUAUGGACUCGGACCUCCUUAUCAAGCUUGCCGAACACCCAAACAUUAUUGGGACCAAAUUCACGUGCGGUAACACCGGCAAACUUACCCGUGUAGCCCAAGCUACAAACGCGAAAACCCCCACCUCGGAAGGUAGUGGAUAUAUGGCCUUCGGCGGCAUAUGCGACUUCACUGUCCAAACACUAGCAUCGGGAGGCAGUGGAAUCAUUGCGGGCGGUGCCAAUGUCAUGCCUAAGGUAUGCGUUAAAGUAUGGGACCUAUACGUCGAAGGAAAGAUAGAGGAAGCGAUCAAAUUGCAGAAGGUCCUCUCACGAGCGGACUGGUUCUUGACUAAGGCGGCGAUCGCGGGCACCAAACAAGCUAUUCAAAGCUAUUUUGGCUACGGCGGUUACCCUCGGCGCCCUCUGAAGCGUCUCGAGAAGGCCAAGGUCGAAGCAAUCGCCGAAGGAAUACGGGAUGCGAUGGAGAUCGAGAAGUCAUUGUGAGAGGAUAGGAAAACGGGUUACCGGGAAUUUGUCUAUGAAACCCGCAGGGACUGGCUAUAUGCCGUCGAUAUUAGCCGCGUGGCUCGUUGAUGAUCCCCUUAUUCUUGGAAAGUGCGGGGUUUGAUUCCGGGGCGACGGAUGAGGCUCUUGGAGGGUGGAAACACUCAGCUCGCAAUUUUCUCGAAUGGCCAGACUGCUUUAACGUGAGUGGUUGCACACAGACGAAUACAGAACCAACACACGAAUAUUACAAUACGUUUUACUAAAUUGACGACUCUCU
Messenger RNA from Hypoxylon trugodes, 1572 nucleotides. RefSeq names its product aldolase. Bases 306 to 1292 code for a protein of 328 amino acids. The record is from RefSeq and is a predicted model, not a curated record. Lineage: Eukaryota; Fungi; Ascomycota; Sordariomycetes; Xylariales; Hypoxylaceae. Gene Ontology annotation, molecular function: 4-hydroxy-tetrahydrodipicolinate synthase activity. The transcript has a single exon.